CGGGGCGUGGCCUCUCGGGUGGGCGUGGCCCCGGGCUCUCCACUGCCAGCUGCAGACUCGUCUGAGCGCUCGCCUAGGACCAUGGAGCCCGUGCCGCUGCAGGACUUCGUGAGCCUCCUGGACCCCGCCUCCCUUCCGCGCGUGCUGCGGGUCUGCUCCGGAGUCUACUUCGAGGGUUCCAUCUAUGAGCUUUUUGGGAAUGAGUGUUGCCUCUCCACAGGGGACCUGAUCAAGGUCACCCAUGUUCACCUCGAGAAGGUGGUCUGUGAAAACCCAGAGACGGGUCAGACCUUGGAGCUCAACCCCAACUUCUCAGGCCUCUUCAGCACACUCACCAGCCUGCAAAGCUACAGAACCCUGGACGAGCUCAUCUCUGCCAUGCCUCAGAACGCCACACAGUGGCCCAUUUACUUCAAGUCAACUCAAAGAAUUGUCACAGAGGCCAGGGUGGUGCCUGUGGACCAGCCUCUCAGGCUUGAGGCUGUGGAGAUGCAUCAUGGGACCCGCUAUGCACGCUGUGUCCAGGUCUCAAAGACCCAGGAGGUCAUCCUCCAUCUGCCCCUUUCCCAGAAUGGACCCUUCUGGAGAUGCAAGCCUGGUCCCCCACAAACCCUGCUCCAAAUCCUGCAGGACCCAGCCAUGACAGGCCUUAUGCUCACCUGCCCCAGCCUACCCUGGCGCACCAUGAUCCUGAAGCCGCAGUAUAUGCUCCAAGCCGUGAUGCACAUGCGCCGCACCAUAGUCAAGAUCCCAUCCACCCUGGAGGUGGAGGUAGAAGAUGUCACCGCCUCCUCCCAACAUAUCCACUUCAUCAAACCGCUGCUGCUGAGUGAGGUCCUGGCCCAGGGAGGCCCCUUCCCAAUGUCCACGGAGAUCCUGGAGGUUCCUGAGGGCCCACCCAUCUUCCUCAACCCGUGGGUGGCCUCCCUACGCAAAGGCCAAAGGCUCUGCAUCUUCGGGCCAGCCUCACCACCCUGGCGGGUUGUGGCCUCAAGCAAGAGCCGAAGAGUUCCCAGAUACUUUUUUCUGUCUGGGGCCUACCAGGGCAAGCUGAGGCGGAGGCCAAGGGAGUUCCCCACGGCCUAUGACCUUUUGGGUGCUCUCCAGCCAGGCCGACCCCUCCGGGUGGUGGCCACAAAAGACUGUGAUGGGAAUGAAGAGGAGAAUCCUGGAUUUUCUUUCCUGGCUGUGGGUGAUCGGCUGGAGGUGCUGAGGCAAGGCCAGGUCUGCGGGAGCCAGGGCCAGGACAUAGAUGUCUUGAUAUGUCAGCGUCUGAUUGAGCAGGCUGGGAAGGAAGAGGAGGAGUUGGAGGAGGAAGAGGAGGAAGUGGAGAGCAAAGAACAGAUUCUGCUACCCCUCUACCUCUCUGGUAGCUUUGUGGAGGAGGUGACUGAUGGCCGGCGCUAUAGCCUAACAGAUCUCACUGCCCAGUUCUCCCUGCCCUGUGAGGUCAAGGUGGUGGCCAAGGAUGCCCGGCACCCCACUGACCCUCUGGUCUCCUUCCCGGGCCUGCGGCUGGAGGAGAAGCUCACAGAACCCUUUUUGGUGGUAGGCCUGGACUCCCAACCAGAAAUGUGCUUUGAAAUCCCUCCCCGGUGGAUGGACCUGACUGUAGCAGAGGUUGAGGGGCAGCCAGGUCAGGUGGCUGGGCCACUCUCUGUCACUAGGGUAGAGGAACUGUCAGAAGCCUUCUACUACAGUCUCCGGAAGCUGCCAGCCUCGGAGAGCCAAGCACCCCCACCCAGGCCCCCAAAGAGCAAGGGUGUCAGUGUGCAGAAGCAGAUCAUACAGAGCUGCAAAGAGGACAGUGUGAAGUCUCAAGUUAUAGAACAGGAAUCCUACCCACAGCCUGAACUCAAGGCGAAGAAGACCUUGGAAGACCUCCCCAAGGACAAAUCAAAUCUGUACAGCAAGAUUCCUGUCCACAAGAAAGACCUUAAAUCCAAAACCCAAACCCAGAAUUCAGUGGUGAGCAUGAAACCCAAAUCCUCGAGCACGCUCGGCAAAUAUUCUAUCAUUGAGUCAUAUCCCCUGCCUGACUCAGAUAUAGAUGACCACGACUAUGAAGAGAUUGAGCCCUUCCAGAAAAUCAUCUAGGUGCUGGGGAGGCCACAGUUCCCAGCUGCUGCUGCACAGGGAGUUGGGAUACCAGCUAACUCUUGAGAGACCUAGAGCAAAGUCUCCAGGGACUCAGACUCAGAUGAGCAUGGAACUGAAAAUGGGACAGACACUUAUUAUCUGUCUGGAUUAUCCUACCUUGCUGUAGAAUAAUACUUCUCUGUACUGUGAGUAUGUAUUGCUCUCAUUGGUUAAUAAAACGCUGAUUGGCCAGUGGCCAGGCAGGAAGCAUGGGUGGGUGACCAAACUAAGGAUGAUGGGAAGGAGAAGGGCGGAGUCAGGAGUUGCCAGGCAGGUGCCAAGGGAGGAGAUGAACGCGCCAUGCUAAUAAAGGUGUCUCUACAUGGCAAAAUGUAAAUAAGGAAGAUGGGUUAACUUAAAAUAUAAGCGCUAGUUAGUAAUAAGCCUGAGCUAUUGGCUGAGCAUUUGUAAUUCGUGUAAGCCUCUGUGUGUUUAUUUGGGACUGAACAGUCGGGACAGGACAGGAAAUGUCCAAUUACACUACCUCCUUUGGGUUCUAGAGGGUUCCUACCUCUGCCUGGUCCCAGAAGUUUGCAUGUGAUGCUCUCAGCCUUGAGCUUUAGUGUCCAGAGAAGCCAUUUAAGUUCUGUUCACUCCUGUGCUUAUCAGUUGUCCCACAACUAGGCGCAAAGAAGAAUCAAAGGCCGCCAGCUUCAGUACUGCCUGCCUCCUGGUGAAGGGAAGUCGGUCCUCCCUGCACCACCCAGUGCUCGCCACCUCCUUUGUACAACUAAAUGUGAGAAUUUGCCUCCAAGAACAAAACUUUAGGUAGGACUUUAGGUCUCAAAAUCUAUUAGUGGAACUAAGAGAGCUAAUUCACAAAGAUGGAGAGACUGGAGAGAUGGCUCAGUGAUUAAGAGCCCUUUGCUGCUCUUGCAGAGGACCCAAGUUCAGUUCCCAGCACCUACAUCAGGUGGCUCACAACUGCUUGUAACUCCAGCUCCAGGGCAUCUACCACCUUUUCUGGACUCUGUGGGCACUAUACUCAUCUGCACAACUCUACCCACCCCCACAAAAAUAAGACACAAUUAAUAAAAAUUAAAGCUGGGCUUGGUGAUAUACACCUUUAAUCUCAGCACUCUGGUGGAGGAAGAGGCAGGUGGAUAUCUGUGAGUUCAAGGCCAGAUUGAUCUACAUAUUUAUUAAGGAAAAAAAAAACAAAAAAACAAGAAACUAAUGGAGACCCAAAGCUGUGGAAAUCUGGCAUGCUUUUUAAAAUAAUUUUUUUUUUAUGUGCAUUGGUAUUUUGCCUGCAUGUAUGAGGAUGCCAGAUCCCCUAGAACUGGAGCUACAGUUGUGUGUUGCCAUGUGGGUGCUGGGAACUGAACCCAGGGCCUCUGGAAAAACAGCCAGUGUGCUUAACCACUGAGCCAUCUCUCCAGCCCCAAGGCAUGCUUUGAGUGGUGCUGUGACAUGGUUAAAGCUGCUAGGUGACUACCCAAGAUCAUUUCAGGCUAAAGCCCAGACUCAAAAUGACACUCACUUCUGUAUGAAUAAUUUAUUAAGUCUUACCUGGGCACCAGACCCUUUAGAAACCAUAUCCAAACCUUGAGCUCUUGGAGAGAAACAGCAGCCUGAUUUUAAAGAUUAGGAAACAGGCUUAGCAACAGAUAGUCUCAGGAGGUAGACCACCACAGUGGUUAAGGAGAGGGCUCCAAAAGGCCAAUUAGGUUCCCAGCACACCAUGUACCAAAUGCCAAUUUCAGCCACUUGUUUCACUUUAGGAUUUAGUUUCAGGACAUCUAAAGAUUGUUUUAAGGAUCAACUGAUAUAUUUGCAAGGCAUUUGGUACCUGUACUUGGCACUCACUGUAUUGCUGGUAACCAAGCCAGACUAGCACAGUGCCACACAGCUGUGUCUGCCAUCCUGGUUUCCAUGCUGCAGUCUCAUCAUGUCCAGAGGUAGAGAUAAAAGGACAAAUACAAACCUUUGUCCAUGUAACUUCCAAGGUUGGUUUAGGCAUGUUGGGUGAGGCCAUCUGUCAUAUCCAGGGACAUGUGGGAACUGAAAGCUGGUGAAGUCACAGAAUUUAGCCCCAGGCCACCAGAGAAGACAGCAGAUAAACAGAUGCUGAAUUUACAGCUGAUGUGAGACUGGGUCCAAUUUCUGAUUGGAUCCCAGGCACUACUUGUGUGUGCUCCUGAGUCUGCUCCUCUCUGGGCUGCCUGGACCUGUCCUUGCAGGUCCUCUGACCUUUACACCCUUGAAUGAGUUCUCCAGGUGAUUCCUACAGACUGCUGGCCAGUCCCAACUAUGGGUUUCUCAUCUACCAAUUUCUACCUGCCUCUCCCCUAGAAGCCAAUGUUCCUUGUAGUGGAAAAUCCAGGGACAGACAGUGGAGAGAAGCAGUAAGAUCUUGACAGAAAGUUCCUUCCUGGCUCUGAACUACCAGAGGGUGGAUCAACAUACAAGGUGCCUCUAGUUUUCACUUCCACAUACAAGUUCAAUCUUGGCACAAAAGGAAGGCAGAAAAGAGGGCUACCAGUUCUUAGGAAAUAGGAUUUCCAGGGCUUGGAGAGACAGCUCAGUGGUUAAGAGGACUGGGUGUUCUUAUAGAGGGCCCAGGUUUAGUUCCCUGCACCCACUCCACUGCUCACAACUGUCAUCCAGUUCCUGGGAUUCUGACCCUCUCUUCUGGCUUAUGCGGGCUCUACAUGAACAUGGCGCAUAUACAUGGAGGCAAAAUACUUAUACACAUAAAAAGUAAAAAGAUUUCUGAGUAAUCAGAUGCUUCAGUGUAGAGAAAGGCAGCAAUUUCUUAGCUUGGAAACUAUGCUUAAAGGAAUUACAGGGACUGGGGAGGUGGCCUAGUGGGUAAGGUGUUUGCUAUAUUGAGGAUGACGGCCUAAGUUUGGAUCCAUAGUACCUACAUGGAAGCUAGGCCUAGUGGCAUAUAUUUGUAACCCUAACAUUGGGAGGUGGGAGCCAGAGACAGGCAGAUCCCAGGGGCUCACUGGGCAGCUGCUCUUGCUGAAACAUCAAGUUCUAAGGUCUCAGAAAUACAUGGUUGAAGGAGAUGCCUGGUGUCAACCUCUAGCCGUACAUGCCUCUAUGGUUAGAUGUCCUCAGCCAGUGUCGGACUGCGCCUCAACACAAGCUGAUUUUUCAGAGUAAUGGCAGUUGCUCGGGGAACCAUCAUAGGACUUGUUUUCUUUCCCUCAACAAGCUGGACAAGUGGGAAGGAUAUUACAAUGGGGCUGGGGAUGCCCCUUGAGCAAUGGCCUUCCAAGUGAUGACUAUACACCAGUGAGUUCCCUUGGGAACAGAAAAUAAGUAUCAGCACUUUUUGUUUUGAGACAGGGUCUCACUGUGUAGCCUUGGUUGACUUGGAAAUAGCUAUGUUAGACCAGGUUGGCUCCAAAUUCAAGAGAUCCGCUUGCCUCUGCCCCCCGAGGGCUGGGAUUAAAGGUGUUGGUCACUACACCUGGCUCAUUUCUACUUCUGAAUGCUUUAUAAUGAUAGGUAUAUUAAUAGGGUAAACUUAUGUAAAAGCUGUUAAACAAAAUAGGGUACAUGUCCAAACAUUUUAUCAAUAUGAAGUUUCUCCCAGCUACAUUAUCUUUUUUCUUUUAGGCUUGUGAAAUCAACUGUACUAAAACAAAAUAUAACCAUUAAUCCACACUAAAUACUAAUACUUACUCUGGCCUUUCUCUAAGUAAGCUUAGUAAAUGUUAUUUUUCAUGAUACCCCAUUUCCCACUGCAGUCCUAAAAAUUUCCCCGAGAGAAGGUUGAACACACGAGAGGUGACACUGGUAGUUUGUCCUUUUUUUUUUU
Molecule: messenger RNA, 5914 nt
Organism: Peromyscus californicus insignis
Lineage: Eukaryota; Metazoa; Chordata; Mammalia; Rodentia; Cricetidae
Gene: Themis2
Product: thymocyte selection associated family member 2
Biological process (GO): T cell receptor signaling pathway
Source: RefSeq, a predicted model, not a curated record